Molecule: messenger RNA, 1432 nt
Organism: Amblyraja radiata (thorny skate)
Lineage: Eukaryota; Metazoa; Chordata; Chondrichthyes; Rajiformes; Rajidae
Product: tigger transposable element-derived protein 1-like
Exons: 2
Coding region: 110-1303 (397 amino acids)
Cellular component (GO): nucleus
Molecular function (GO): DNA binding
Source: RefSeq, a predicted model, not a curated record
ACACGCGGCGGCGGGAGCGCGCAGGGUCCCAGGAGCAGUGGCUCCUCGUCUAAAUAACCCCUCCCUGUGCGUAAGAGUGAGUGGCGACGCUGCCUUAUUUUAAGCUGAUAUGGGAUCCGCGAGGAAUUAUCCCAUAGUAUUGAAAAAGAUCAUCGAUGAUGGAGGAUAUCUGCCAGGACAGGUGUUUAAUGUGGAGGAAACAAGUCUGUAUUGGAAACGCCUGCCCGAUAGGACCUUUAUUUCACAAGGUGAGAAGACUGCAGGGAGCUUGAAUGCUUCCAAAGACCGGUUGACGCUACUGAUGGGAGGCAACGCCGCGGGGGAUUUCAAGUUGAAGCCCGUGUUGGUGUACGGGUGUGAGAGUCCCAGAGCUCUCAGUGGCUACGCCAAGCCCAGCCUCCCUGUGAUCUGGCGCUCCAACCGCAAAGCGUGGAUGACAAUGUCCAUCUUCCACGACUGGUUCAUUAACCACUUCUGCCCGGCGGUGGAGAGGUACUGUGCCCAGCGCAACAUCCCCAACAAGGCUUUGCUCAUUCUAAUGAACGGGCCCAGCCGCCCACUCAACCUGAACGACCUCUCCAGCACGGUGAGAGUUGAGUACCUGCCCAAGGAGACGGCCGCCUUGUACCAACCCAUGGAGCAGGGUGUGAUUGCCAACUUCAAGCGCUAUUACUUAAGGAGGACUCUCCAGCAGUUGGUGUGUGCGACUGAUGGGGAAAGUAAACCAACCGUGCGGGAGCUUUUGGACAAGUUUAACAUCAUGAGUGCGAUGGACAACAUAGCUGAGGCGUGGGUCGAGGUGGAAGCGUCCACAAUGAACGGCGCUUGGAAACACGUCUGGCCGGGUUGUACGAACAACACGAGCCUGCCGCCAGCGGAGACGGUGGAGAAGAUCACCAGGGAUAUUGUGGCGCUGGCCAACGAGGCCGGCUUUCACAGCGUGGUGGAGGGCGAUGUGAUCCAGCUGUUGGACUCAAACCAGGAGGACCUGUCCGAUGAAGACCUCGUGUGGCUGGAGCAAGAGCGAGCCUCGGAAGCGGUGGACGACACAGACUCGCCGCCCGCCCCACUUCAGCUCACCACCGACCACCUGUCCGACGCCUUGACCUACAUCGACCAGGUGGUGGACAUCCUCAGCGUCAACGACCCGAACCGGGAGCGCAGCCUGAAGGUCGGCCGCUUACUGCAGGACGCCGUCAGCUGCUACAAGAACUUGUACAAGGAGAAGAUACGCCGGCAGCAACAAACAACUCUCCGGGCUGUUCUCAUCUGCAAAACAGAGCCCCCCACUCCCUCUGUGUAACCUAACCCCACCACCACCGCCCCAUCACACACACUCCGACUAAUACCCCUCUAGUUUUGUGUGUACUAUUAUUGGUUGUGAGUAGCAUUAAAGUAUCUUUCCUAUAUUUAAUACACCUUUGGAAGCGUA